AUGGCGCCCUUGACUCCAUACACCUACAUCCGGUGCCCCUGUUCCGAGACGCGGGCGAGUGAGGACGGCUCCUCGACGCCCGGCAGCCCAGAGGACGAUGAGCGCACCUUCGACCCCCGCGCCCCGCGCGCCAACUUCAGCCUCUUUCCCCUGGAGCACUUGAUGUACUGCGAGGACUGCCACCAGAUCAGGUGUCCUCGCUGCGUCAACGAGGAGAUUGUCACCUACUACUGUCCCAACUGCUUGUUUGAGGUGCCUAGCAGUAACCUAAAAAGCGAGGGCAACAGUCUCGAGGAGCGGUCCGAAGCCAGCAGUCUCCUCACCGCUGACGCCUCUGCCCCGCAGGGCGGCCCAUACGUCCUAAACUGCUCAUACUGCAACUGGAGCUCGACCGAGAUUGGCAUCAAGUUUGACAGGCCCAAUGGCAUCCACGGGCAACUGGCGAAGCUGCAGAACGGCGGCAAGCCCAAGUUGACGCCCAAGGAGCACAAGGAGAGGAAGAAGGAGAGCGGGGCAGACUACUCGCUGGACGCAAAGGACAUGGACACGGAGCUGCAGUUUGCGCAACUCAAGUCGUUUUACCAGAACCAGCUUGGAAACUCCAACCCUUCUGCAGGCGGACUGUCGUCUCUCGGGGAUCUUGGGCUCUCCUCUCCCGGAUCUCUGUCGCGUAUCAUGAGUCUGUACACGGGAAACAACUAUGGCCACAAGCAGGCGCGGGGCAAGGUGCAGAUCAUGCGUGAGGCAGUCAGCACAGACGAGGGGCUGAAGGAGACGGACCUGGACGAGUCGGCGGCUAUCGAAAAGCUUCGCCAGACCGUCCUCGACGACACAGCUACCAUUGCCCAGAACGCCCACCAGCAGGACUCUGUGCGCUUCAGAGACGAGCUGAGGCCCAUCCCCUACCUGCUGAGAACCAAGCGGUCGAAGCGAUGCCCCAUCUGCAGGCACAUCAUCAGCAAGCCGGAAGCGAAGAUCUCCAACACCCGCUUCCGCAUUCGCCUCGUCGCGGGCAGCUACAUCCCGACCAUCACCAUCCGGCCGCUCGCCUCGGAGUCACAAAACAUUCCCUCCACGGCCAGGCCGCCGAUACCCCAGGAGCUGUGGCUCGCCCCGCUGAAGCCGGUGCAGUACCUCUUGACCUUCAAGAACCCCAUCUUCGAGACGGUCAAGGUGUCCCUGGCCACGCCGUCCAGCACGCCUGGCCGCUUCGCGAGCACCGUGACGGUGUUCUGUCCUCAGUUCGAGAUUGAUGCCAACACGGACAUGUGGGACGACGCGCUCAAGGACGACACCGAAAAGGAGCGCCGGAGAGGCGAGGAGGGCGCGCUGCUGCAGGCCGAGGUCGGCAAGAUUUACGAUCGCGGCCGCAACUGGGUCAGCAUCGUGCUGGAAGUCGUGCCGGCGUCGCUCAGGCUGGAGUCCAGCGGCAAGGCUGCCGAGGAUGCGCUCCUUGGGGACGAGGAUGUGCUGGAGAUACCCAUGUUUGUGCGCCUCGAGUGGGAAACGGAAGGCCAGGGGGAUGUCGGCACGGCGCAGGGCAAGGAUAAGGAGGCUAGAGAAAAGAGGGAGCUAGCAUACUGGUGCGUCUUGGGAGUUGGACGCAUCAGCCAGGAGUAG
Colletotrichum chrysophilum is the source of this 1620-nucleotide messenger RNA. RefSeq lists its product as uncharacterized. The coding region runs from base 1 to 1620 and encodes 539 amino acids. The transcript has 2 exons. NCBI's taxonomy places the organism in Eukaryota, Fungi, Ascomycota, Sordariomycetes, Glomerellales, Glomerellaceae. Gene Ontology annotation, cellular component: dynactin complex. The record is from RefSeq and is a predicted model, not a curated record.